GGCACCGAGGGAGCGCUCACCAUGAAGACCGUGUGGCUGGCACUGUGCGUUCUGGCGUGGUUGUGGCCAGAGGCCCUAGCCGGCUGCACCGAAGCAAGGCUCUGCUGCCCAGGCAGGGACCCCUCCUGUUCCGCCCAAGGCUGGAGGCUGGACAGGGUCUACGGGACGUGCUUCUGCGACCAAGCCUGCCGCCUCACCGGAGACUGCUGCUUCGAUUACUCCAGGGCGUGCCCAGCUCGUCCAUGCAUCGUAGGGGAGUGGAGCCCCUGGAGCGGUUGUGCGGAGCAGUGCAAGCCCACCGCCAGGGUGCGGAGGCGCAGCGUGCGGCAGGAGCCUCAGAACGGUGGGGCGCCCUGCCCGCCCCUGGAAGAGAGAGCCGGCUGCCUGGAGUACUCAACGCUGCAGGGCCAGGACUGCGGGCAUGCUUUCGUUCCUGCCUUCAUAACUACAUCUGCAUUCAACAAAGAGCGAACGAGACAAGCCGCUUCACCACAGUGGUCUACAGACACAGAGGAUGCUGGGUACUGUAUGGAGUUUAAGACAGAGUCAUUGACUCAGCAUUGUGCGAUGGAGAACCGACCUUUGACCCGAUGGAUGCAGUAUCUCCGAGAGGGAUACACAGUGUGUGUGGAUUGUCAGCCUCCAGCUAUGAACUCUGUGAGCCUCCGUUGUUCUGGAGAUGGUUUGGACUCGGACGGAAACCAAACUCUCCAUUGGCAAGCUAUUGGCAAUCCUCGAUGUCAGGGAACUUGGAAAAAAGUUCGGCGAGUAGAUCAGUGUUCUUGCCCAGCUGUCCACAGCUUUAUUUUUAUAUAG
Molecule: messenger RNA, 816 nt
Organism: Chrysochloris asiatica (Cape golden mole)
Lineage: Eukaryota; Metazoa; Chordata; Mammalia; Afrosoricida; Chrysochloridae
Gene: SBSPON
Product: somatomedin B and thrombospondin, type 1 domain containing
Exons: 5
Coding region: 22-816 (264 amino acids)
Source: RefSeq, a predicted model, not a curated record